This is a messenger RNA of Trematomus bernacchii (emerald rockcod), 1845 nucleotides long. RefSeq names its product DnaJ (Hsp40) homolog, subfamily C, member 4 (gene dnajc4). NCBI's taxonomy places the organism in Eukaryota, Metazoa, Chordata, Actinopteri, Perciformes, Nototheniidae. The record is from RefSeq and is a predicted model, not a curated record. Bases 750 to 1466 code for a protein of 238 amino acids. The transcript has 8 exons.
UAUUCUCGUCUACUUUCGAGGCGAGCCGCAGCUCGUCUCAAACAAGCCUAAUAAUCGCAGAGAAUGCGUCUCAGGUUUCAAGAUAUUUUUAUAACAGUGGGUUAGUCAUUGGAAAUACAAAUAUUGCAUCUUAGGCUAUAAACGUACAUUAAAUAUCAAAUAAAGUAAUAUUUCAAUGUUCUUUUCCAAAGUGAUUUUAAUGGUUAUAGAAGACAUUCUAUUUCGCAAAAUCAAGUGCAUUAGGGUUAGGGUUAGUUAUUAUGUAUUCACAUUAUUGGCAAAGUUGUGCUUUAUUUACCUUUGCAAAAAGUCAGAUACAAUAAUAAUCUUAUGUAACUUGUUUUGAUGUCUAGCUCUUCAAACAUAUUGUAACAAACAGCACUAUGUGUCCCUAUACUUUCUAAAAAUAAAAACUCGUAAUAACACAAAAAGAACACAUUAGAAAUAACGAAUACUGGAAGGAGAAGAAUGUAAUUUGCUUUAGUAAAAUUAGGAAUUAUUUACAAAUGUUCACGGUAUUGGCGGAAGAAAGCCUGUGUUUUAUUUUGAAGGGUGGGUUUCCCAGGUUUCCGGUUUUAGUAUUACUUUAUGCAACGGACCUACAGGACAGACUGUUAUCAAACUGAGUCCUGCGGUUGUCAUAGUCAGAUCACGUGUGGACAGAUGAGGGGAAGCUGCUGACAGCAUCAUUUUCAAUGGGAGCAGCACACUGAAAGGUCUUCAGUGUAGAACCUCAGACAUUUCCCAUCAUGCAACUGGAGGCUAAGCUGCGUCUAUGUCAGAGUUGUCUUUGGUGCUACAAGAGCGGGCUGCGUCUGCUCUCCCAGAGCUAUGCUCACAGAAAAGCUGUGAACUACUACGAUCUACUCGACGUCAAAUCUGAUGCCUCCUUGGAGGAAAUAAAAAAUGCAUUUUUCAACAAAUCUAAAAAGCUUCACCCAGACAGCGACCUCUCCAACCCGGCGCUGCACGGCCAGUUUGUGGAGCUGAACGAAGCGUACCGAGUGCUGAGCAAAGGGCUGAGCAGGAAGGAGUAUGACAUCAAAAUCAGGCAUCCGUACAGUGGAGGCCAGGUCUUCAGAUCCACCGCCAGCUACACCAGCUACAGAGCCAGUGCGGAACACCAGGAUAACUCUCAUUACUGGAACCAGUUCCGUCAGGCUCGAGCACAGGAGACGCCGGGAGAGGAGUGGCAGAAGAAGAGGAGGAGGAACUUCCAGCUGGUGGGAUACUGCUUCCUCACCAUGCUGCUCGGCAUCGGAGUCCACCUGAUCUUCUUCAGGAAACUGGAACAAAUUCACAAAAUCUUCAUGGACGAGAAAGAUCGAGUCAUCAACAACAUUUACAAUGAAUCCAAAGAGAGGGCCAAGGUCAACGGAUUCAAAAAACAGUCUGAAAUCCUGCGACAGAGACAUGCUGAGUUUCUGGAGAAAUACAAAAUCAGUAAAGGUGGAGAGGACAAGUAGGAGAGUCUCCAGCGGUGCUCUGUGAUGAUGAUGAUGAUGAUGAUGAUGAUGAUGAUGCCAGCAGGUGGUAGGCAGCGGCAGACUGGAUGUUGUGCUUCUUUUAGGAUUUUUUAAUUGUUUCUCUGUGUUUGUCCUCAGUUGUGAUGCUGAGGGCUUGAAGAGACACAGAGCAUGGGGUGUGAUGUGGGAGAGUUUAAUCUGGUCAUUCAGGUGUUUUUUUUUUUUACCCCGAGGCUGAGCUGCACAUCGGACUGGAACGGCCCGUUGAACAUGUUAUACCUAGGUCAGUAAACAGGACCCAGUCUGUACACAAACCUCUCAUGUUUGUCCAAAGGAGCUCUAAUGUACACUGAAUGAACUCUCAGAAACAUGGUAUUUA